Messenger RNA from Microthlaspi erraticum, 1182 nucleotides. NCBI's taxonomy places the organism in Eukaryota, Viridiplantae, Streptophyta, Magnoliopsida, Brassicales, Brassicaceae. The record is from the annotation of a GenBank genome assembly.
AUGACGGCUAUCAAUAUCUUCCGAUGUAUGUUUCUAUUGCUUGUGAUCGCAUUCGUCGGUCGUUCCACUGCCGAGCGAGUUAACUCUUCUGGGGGAAUGGUCUGGUCCACUGCGAGAGAUGAGGCGGGAUUGGCAGAAGAUUCCGGCGUGGUGAUCGGAGAGCAGGAUCAAAUCGACGGUGGAUUUUCUUCCCUGGAUGGGAUGUUACACUGGGCCAUAGGUAAUUCGGAUCCUGCGACACUGAAGGAAGCAGCUCAAGACUCACAGAAGAUGUCUCUGGAUGAGUUACAGAAGCGUCAGUUGGAGUUAAAGGAGCUGGUGGAGAAGCUGAAAAUGCCAUCAGACGCCAAGCUGAUGCAAAUAGCCGUAUCUGACUUGAACAAUUCUUCAUUGUCUCUGGAAGAUCGUCACCGUGCUUUGCAGGAGCUUUUGAUCCUCGUUGAGCCUAUCGAUAAUGCAAAUGAUUUGAGCAAAUCGGGAGGGCUUAAAGUUGUCGCAGGAGAGCUUAGUCACUCUGACUCGGAUACAAGGAAACUAGCUGCGUGGGUGCUCGGGACGGCUAGCCAAAACAACCCAUUUGUUCAAGAGCAGGUUCUUGGAACUGGGGCUUUAACAACAUUGAUAAAGAUGGUAAACUCAAGCUCUACCGAAGAAGCUGUGAAAGCACUCUUUGCUGUGUCUGCCUUGAUACGUAACAACGUAGCUGGUCAAGACAUGUUUUAUGCAGCACAUGGAUACAUUAUGCUUCAGGAUGUGAUGCGGAAUGAGAGCUUGGAUAUUAAACUGCGACGGAAAGCUGUGUUCUUAGUUGGUGAUCUGGCCGAGUGUCAAGUACAGAACACAGAGAAAUCUGAACUUCCUAUUUUCAGUGACCGUGUGUUCCUAAAGUCUGUGGUCGAUUUGAUCGCUGUGCUUGAUCUUGAUCUCCAAGAAAAGGCUCUUGAAGCAAUCAAGACUCUUCUUCAACUUAAAUCCGUAGAGCCUUCGGUUCUGAGAGACUUCUGUGGGUUGGAAGAAGCACUAGAGAGAAUGAAGCUGCAGCUGGAGGAAUCAAUGGCGGAUGAAAACAAGAGAGACUAUGCUGAAGAUGUUGAAAGCCUUCGUGGUGAAGUGGAAUUGAUCUUCCACGGAAAGCUUGGACGUGUUAUCAGUAAGAAAGCAACUCCAUCUGCUUUGAUUUAG